UAAGAGUUUAUCACAAGUUUUCAAUGAUUUAAAGCUAUUUUUAUCUAUAUUAGAAAAGACAAACAGUGCCAUUCGUUAAAAUGCAGACUAUGGAUGUGGAUAGUGAUGAAGAACAGCAGCUAAACGAUAUAGCGCAGCUAAAUGCCGCUCUAGCACAAGACGACGAGCCUUCUAUCCUCCUAGGCUCGUUAAGCGGCAGCGUAAGCUCACUACACUCUCGGUCCAUUCUCAGCACUUCUACUAACACCGCCGCUCAGGAACAUGCAAGAAUCGACUCUGCUUUAGCCCUUAACAAGCUUCUAGACGAAAAACUACGAAGACUGGAGUCAGUGCUCGUUGGCCGCUUACAUGAGUGCAGACAGAGCUUAAAUGACCUUCAAAAGCUAGCAGUUCCUACAGAGAAAGAUCGGCAAGAAACGUUCCGCUACAUAAACUGCGGUAAGCCAUAUUUUAAGGACAAAUCAAAUUUUCCAGCUCCCGAUAAUGAAGAUACUAUAAUUAUGAAAAAAAGCAACAUGUACGACUUUUCUGAGAUCACUUCAGUUCCUGGCUGGACUGCGAAAGACAAAGUAAGUUUGAAUAAACUUCUUCUUGAAAUGUCAAUUGAUUUUAAAAAGAGAGAGUUGAAUUCAAAGAUUGCACAGCUGAAACGCGAGAACAAAGAGAAAUGGUCAAGGAAACUAGAAAGACAAGUAGAUGCUAUAAACAAAGAGAUCAGUGCUUUAGGAAAAAAGACUUUAAAAGAAUUAGCAUUGCCGAUAGACCAGGAGUAUGACUGGGAAAUAGUUGCAAAUAAAUUAAAUAAAAGACACAGUGCUGCAGAGUACAGAAUACUAUGGAAAGAAUUUUUGCACCCUACCAUCAAUAAAGACCCUUGGAAACUUGAAGAACAUGCCCGCUUUCAAGAUAUAGUAACCAAGUACAACUUUCAAGACUGGGCUGCCAUCGCUAAAGAACUGAACACCGGCAGAACAGCAUACCAAGUCUUUGUUUACUACAGAACUAAUAUGAGCAACACAUCCUGCGGUAAAAAGUGGACUAAGGAAGAGGAACAGUUUCUUCAGAGAUUGAUUGAAUAUUAUAAAGAAGAAGAUUACAUACCCUGGGGCAGAGUAGCUUCAUCUAUGGAGAACAGGACUAAGAUUCAAAUUUACAACAAGUAUUUCAGGCUUGUUGAGAAGAGGAAAGGCAGAUUCCUACCAGAAGAAGAUGCUGUUAUAUUGACAUGUUUUGACAAGUUUGGACCAAACUUCAAGAAAAUGUCAGAGUAUCUACCAGGCCGUUCAGCCACUCAGAUACGUGUGCGAUACCAAGUUUUAGCUAAGAAGAGGAUCUCCGCUGUCUGGACGGUUCAGGAAGAUCGGCAGCUGCUUCAACUGAUGGCGAACGAGGAAUGUCUGACCAACUACUCCAGUGUUACCAAGCACUUCCCUGAUAAAACCCGAGUGCAUUUAAGAGCUAGAUAUAUUACCUUAUUAAAAUGGAUGAAAAGACAUCCAAACUUGUCACUUGAAAACGCACCACGAAGAGGUGCUCGGCGCCUUGGCCACGGACUCGCCACUGACAACCUAAACAAAGCCACUGAAGUUCUAAAGAAGAGAAUAGAAACAGAAAUCGAUAAUAGAAAAAGCAAAAGGAUCACCAGAGAAUCACCACUGGAAAUCAUAGAAGAUGCCAUUAUAGCCAAUCUUUUAACUGAACAUGUCAAACAAGAGGAGGAAAAAAAACUACAUGAAAUAUAUGAUGAAGAUGAAAUAUUUGUUCUAGAUUCUAAUGCUGUAGUAUCAGCAAUUAAUCUGAAUGUGUCAAAUCUGCAAAAAAUUAUUGUUUUCUUGAGAGCAAAGUUGAAGGAGGACCUUUUCAAAAAAAGCUCAUACGCUGAAAAGUACCCAGGCUUGUUAAAUCCGCAGCAGGACGUAAAUCUAUUUCAAGUAAAAAGUUACUCAAGAAAACAACAAACAACAGCUGUUACGUUUGCUAAUGCACCAGACAUAUGGGGAAAUAACGCUUUAGGCGGCGUGACAUAUGUGCUUCCACCACACUAUGCAACAAUAACAGGAUGCAGAAAGCUCAUGGCUUAUAUCAACGCUAAGACCAAAGAAAACACAUCAAAAUCUGAUAAUAUCAAUCUGAAUCUAUUGAUGAGAAAAAAUCCAAUUUUCAAAGAGCAAAUGUUUCUCUUAAUGGAGAGGUUUAAUUCGCUGUUUCUGUAUUCAAUGCUUCUGUCAAACGAGGGGCCGGAGCGAGUAGGGAAACUGGCAGUGCCGGAAAAUAAACAGAAGACUGAUACAAUUAAAGCUCCGCUUAAUAUGCUGUCUAGUGUUAGCAUUCCAGGUCCAUCCAAACCUUUCAGAAGCAGAGUUAAAUCAGAUUCUCAAAGUGACACAAAUAUGAGUAUAGACUUGGAGCCUGACAAUGAUCUGACUGAUAAAUGUUGCGUCCAGAGAGUUGUUGUGGAUGAUGUGGUCAGAUUUAUUGAUGUAGAUGGUUCUAGGUCACAGAGAAAAAGAAAGAGGCAGUAUGUGUGCUCUUAUGAUUAA
Messenger RNA from Cydia amplana, 2540 nucleotides. RefSeq lists its product as uncharacterized. Gene Ontology annotation, cellular component: snRNA-activating protein complex. The transcript has a single exon. Gene Ontology annotation, molecular function: RNA polymerase III type 3 promoter sequence-specific DNA binding; RNA polymerase II cis-regulatory region sequence-specific DNA binding. The coding region runs from base 81 to 2540 and encodes 819 amino acids. Lineage: Eukaryota; Metazoa; Arthropoda; Insecta; Lepidoptera; Tortricidae. Gene Ontology annotation, biological process: snRNA transcription by RNA polymerase III; snRNA transcription by RNA polymerase II. The record is from RefSeq and is a predicted model, not a curated record.